AGGGCCCAUCACUUUGUGUCUCUGUUGUUUUUAACCUUGGCUUGGCUUGGCUUUGGCUUGGCCAUUAUUCAGUUAUAUAUAUAUAUAUAUAUAUAUAUAUAUAUAUGUCAACAUCGUCUUCUUCAAGCAGUAGCAGCAGCGAUGGCGGCACAGGCUCGUCUUUCCAGAGAAGGACGAGAUCAAGAAAGGGUGUUUGGCCGGAACCAUUUGUGGAGGCUCUCGCCGUUCAAGUCGCCACUGAGGCAUACCUCAACUCCGGCCGCCUUUCCGCUGCUCAAGCUCUCCUCAACAUCUUUCAAGUUUGUCCGAGAUGGAGAGCUAUUUCACGAUCGGAGCUUCUGUGGCAGAAGCUGACGCGGCGGAUCUGGAACGCUGAGAAUCUCCGCCGCGACACGUGGCGGGAGGAGUACAUUUACUGGCAUCGGACGGCUGCCAAUUUCCGGCAGCGGAGAUACGAGCACACAACCCUUCCUUUCACCGACGGCCUAUUAUGCCAGCGGCUGGCGCUCUCCGACGGGUACCUCGCCGCCGGCUUCUCCGACGGCGGCGUCUACCUCUUCCACCUCCCUAGCCGGGCCCACCUCAGCACAUUCUACCCGCUCGACCGCCAUCGCCUCGGCCGCUUCUCCAUAUCCAUCUCUGGGAUCAUUCUUUCCGAUGUCCGCCUCGUCUUCGCCACGUUGGAUGGCGACAUCCACACCGCCACAAUCAACGACGGGAUGCCUCUCCGCAGAGCGCACAUAGGUGACGUGGUUAACAACGGCGCCCUUAUCGAUUUCACUGGCAGUAACCGCUGGUGGGUCGGCCUUUAUGCAGGUUCCCCGGAACGGGCCAUCCAAAUAUGGAAUGGCGAGACGGAGGAGUUGCUAUUUGUGGGCGGAACCCUAACGGACCCGGAAGCAGUGAUGGGGUGGCAUUCCCUAUCCGACGUGACAGAACUACUCGGAAGAGUGAGGAUGACCGGCAACGAGAAGGCGGUGGCGUGCACGAGCUCGCGCAUGAUCCUCUUCGACCUACAAAACGAAGGCGAAGUCCUGCUCGAGCUAGUCCUCGGAAGAGGCAUAAUGCUAGGCUGCUUCGACGCCAACUACUAUGCGGCGCUGAUCACUGAUCAGCGCGGCAUAGGCUGCCUGCGCCUGCUGAUGGAUGCAGACGAGGUAUGCAGGUUCAGGGUGAGAGGCCCCGCCGCCCUCGGCUGCAUCAACGCAGGAUACGCCGUUAUUGUAAACAGUGGAGUGAUUAGGGUUUGGGAGAUUGAGCAUGGACAGUGUCUCUACAGUUUUAGAGAGAGAAUAGGAGGAGAUUGUAGCGCCAUUGUUGCAGAUGAAAGGCGUGUUGCAGCGGCUGCACAAGGUGGGAUUAUCCAUUUAUGGGAUUUUGGGGCUCAAUGA
Messenger RNA from Salvia splendens (bonfire salvia), 1391 nucleotides. RefSeq names its product transcriptional regulator STERILE APETALA-like. Gene Ontology annotation, molecular function: protein binding. The transcript is spliced from 3 exons. The coding region runs from base 105 to 1391 and encodes 428 amino acids. The record is from RefSeq and is a predicted model, not a curated record. NCBI's taxonomy places the organism in Eukaryota, Viridiplantae, Streptophyta, Magnoliopsida, Lamiales, Lamiaceae.